CUAUUUGAAAGCUGGAACAAUGAACAUAUUUCAACAUAUGCCAAGUACCUGAUGAACUAAUCAACUUUGAUUUAACUCUUGACUAUUUAUGACUGCUUAAUUCAGAAUCCGUCAACUGUUAAAGACUAUUCUCAAUCUUAUCCUUAUAGGUUGAUAGGCCUGCUCAUUCUAUGUCAUGAUUCUGAGAUGGCUACUUUGUUUAGUUUGUUAGCAGUUUGCAUGGUAUCAGUCACCAAGUAGGCAUAAUCCAUUACGUCAAUGGGGCCACAACAUGCACAUGCAGUGUGCCACAUUAUGGUGGAUGACUGAGUCGGCUGGAGUCUUUCUGAAUCACUCUCCUCUUGCUAUGACUAGUGAAUCUCUGUUCUUUGCUGGCUUUGAAUAGAAUGUAGCUGGAAAUCUUGCAUUUGCAUAUCAACCUCAGUGAAAGAAUUUACUUGUGUUGAAUGAGGCCAAACCAGUUGCAACCAAAACUCCAUUCUUUUGUCUCCUGGACCAUUCAAUUAUGGGGCUCAUAUCUUCAUAUAAAACUAUGACAUGCCUUUGAGGCUCGUCUAAGCUACUGUCUGCCUUUCUCUUGUGUUUUGAGAUUGGUUCUGAAGAGAUGGGCCUAAAGGUAUUCCGUUUUGCUCAUGAUGUUCCAUUGGCUGAAUCGGAGGAUGCAUCCUAAUACUGAGUACUGCACCAUCCAUGAGAACAAGGCCAUGGAGGAUAAGGAAGACUCUGUGCGUCAGAGUGUGGCUGAGAAAGACACUGAAGCUCUGCUGUUCCGUGAUGUGCUUCUUAACGGUAUACUUGCAAUCGGCACACUUGGACAUCACGUUGACUCCCUUUGUCCUAAGGCCUGCAUUGAAGAAGAUGAUUUCCUCAUCAUGGAUGAGGAGGAAGUAGUUGAGGAAGAGAAAAAUGAAGAGGAACCCAGGAAUGGGAAGGUCAAAGAAGAUGCUGCAUUGGAAGUAGCACUAAGUGAACCAGUAGUACCUGUUGUUGAGCCUGCCAAGAUGCAUUCAUCGUCGAUGAAAGAAGACAAUUUCUCAUGUUUCAUAACGGAAGAAAUCCUGAUGCAUGAGGUUGAAGAUGGGGGUGCUGCUAAUAUCCAGGAACGACCACUUCUGAUGGUAGAGAAGGUGGAGAAAGUAAGAACUACACUUGCUGAUUUAUUUGCAGCAGAAGCAUUCUCAUCUAGUGCUCCAGGGGAGAAGAACUGCCAGGAUAUCGUCAUUGUUUCUGGGGAAUCCACUUCGAAGCUUGCAUUGUGCACUGAAAAGGCGCAUCAAAAGAAACCAACGAAGCCAACACCAAAGCCACUGAAAGCCACAAGAAAAUUAAGUCGGGUCAUGAGGAAGAUGUUGGGGAAGAAGAUCCACCCAGAGCAGCUCAAUGGGCGUAGCAAUGCAGAGGGCCCUCUUACUGCAUGAUGUACUUAGUCUUGCCGACAAGAUUGCUUCCCUAUCUGGUCUCAUUGGAUCCCUAUGACUCAGAUUCCUUGCCCGAGAGAAGCAUCCAUGGAUAGGUCGACAGUUGGAGUACCUUUUUUGUUGCCGUGUUUCGUCGCCAGUGAAGCAUGAAUAGCAUUCCGCUUUCCCUAUAUUCUCCUCGUGCCUGUUUGCAUGUAAAAAAUCAACUGUUGAGGUGUGUAUGAUCUUGUAAGA
Panicum hallii is the source of this 1652-nucleotide messenger RNA. RefSeq lists its product as uncharacterized. Lineage: Eukaryota; Viridiplantae; Streptophyta; Magnoliopsida; Poales; Poaceae. Gene Ontology annotation, biological process: morphogenesis of a branching structure. The transcript has 5 exons. Bases 633 to 1418 code for a protein of 261 amino acids. The record is from RefSeq and is a predicted model, not a curated record.